AUGGUAUUACUUAACAUAGAACUAAGUAUUAUAAGAAGAAGCCUGGCUCCUAGCCAGCUGGCCAAGAGGAAGCCUGAAACUCAUGGCUCUGAGGAUGAUGAGGACUGGUUUCCUAAAGCUACUCUGAAGAGGCAGAAACAUGGCAGCAAAGUUGAAAAUAGAGAGUGUUAUUUGUCGCCUUUCCGAAAACCUUUGGCUCCAUUAAUCAAUCAGUCUCAUUUUCUUGAUGGCUGCAGACAUGAGGCCUUUAUCCGCAGCAUUUUGUCAAAACCUUUCAAAGUGCCCAUUCCAAACUAUACAGGUUCCCUGGGCUUAAGGGCACUAGGUGUCAAACGAGCAGGGGUUCGGCAUGCUCUCCACGACCCUUUUGAAGAAGGAGCUUUGGUGCUGUAUGAACCUCCGCCUCUGAGUGCUCAUGAGCAGUUGAAAAUAGACAAGGACAAAAUACCUGUACAUGUUGUGGUGGAUCCUGUGCUCAGUCGUAUUUUACGACCCCACCAGAGAGAGGGGGUGAAAUUCCUGUGGGAGUGCGUGACAAGCCGUCGGAUCCCUGGAAGUCAUGGCUGCAUCAUGGCAGAUGAGAUGGGUCUGGGAAAAACCUUGCAAUGUAUCACUCUGAUGUGGACACUCUUGCGCCAAAGCCCAGAUUGCAAGCCUGAAAUUGACAAGGCGAUUGUGGUCUCGCCUUCCAGCCUUGUGAAAAACUGGUAUAAUGAAGUGGAGAAAUGGCUUGGAGGAAGGAUUCAACCUCUGGCUAUUGAUGGAGGCUCCAAAGAGGACAUAGACAAUAAGCUAGCUGGAUUUAUGAAUCAGAGAGGACUAAGAGUCCCUUCUCCCAUCCUGAUAAUUUCCUAUGAAACAUUUCGCCUUCAUGCUGAAAUUCUCCGGAAAGGGAGUGUUGGACUAGUCAUAUGUGAUGAGGGUCACAGAUUGAAGAACUCAGACAACCAGACAUACCAGGCUCUCGACAGCUUGAACACACCGCGACGGGUGCUCAUCUCAGGAACCCCCAUUCAGAAUGACCUCCUUGAAUAUUUCAGUCUAGUGCAUUUUGUCAAUUCAGGCAUCCUAGGGACAGCUCAGGAGUUCAAAAAACACUUUGAAAUGCCCAUUCUGAAGGGCAGAGAUGCAGAUGCAAGUGAGGCGCAAAGGCACAAAGGAGAGGAAAGACUUAAAGAGCUCAUCAGCAUUGUCAACAGGUGUCUCAUAAGGAGGACUUCAGAUAUUCUCUCCAAAUAUUUGCCAGUCAAAAUUGAACAGGUGGUGUGCUGCAGGCUGACUCCCCUUCAGUCUGAACUAUACAAACACUUCUUGAAGCAAGCCAAACCAGCUGAAGAUUUGAAAGAGGGAAAGAUGAGUGUUUCAUCUCUCUCCUCAAUCACGUCUCUGAAGAAGCUGUGUAACCACCCAGCGCUGAUCUACGAGAAGUGUACGGAAGAAGAAGAAGGGUUUGCGGGUGCUCUGCAGUUGUUUCCUUCUGGCUACAGUAUUAAGUCUCUAGAACCUCAACUCUCAGGAAAGAUGCUGAUUUUGGAUUAUAUUCUGGCAGUUACUAGGAGCACCACUAAUGAUAAAGUAGUCCUUGUGUCUAAUUACACCCAGACACUGGACCUCUUUGAGAAGCUUUGCAGAACUAGGAGGUACUUGUAUGUCCGUCUGGAUGGCACUAUGUCUAUCAAAAAGAGAGCAAAGAUGGUGGAACGCUUCAACAGCCCCUCUAGCCCUGAAUUCAUUUUCAUGCUGAGCAGCAAAGCUGGUGGCUGCGGCUUAAAUCUGAUUGGAGCAAACAGACUUGUGAUGUUUGAUCCAGACUGGAAUCCAGCCAAUGAUGAACAGGCUAUGGCCCGUGUGUGGCGAGAUGGGCAGAAGAAGACUUGCUAUAUCUAUCGAUUGCUUUCGACAGGGACAAUUGAAGAAAAGAUCUUCCAGAGGCAGACCCACAAGAAGGCUCUCAGUAGCUGUGUAGUAGAUGAGGAGCAGGAUGUCGAAAGACACUUCUCUCUUGGGGAACUGAAAGAACUUUUCACAUUCAAUGAGACCACCCUGAGUGAUACCCAUGACAAGAUCAAGUGCCGUCGCUGUGUGAAUGGCCAUCAAGUCAGGCCGCCUCCAGAGGGGUCUGACUGUACUUCUGACCUAUCCCAGUGGAACCACUGUGCUGAAAAACGUGGCCUCCAAGAUGCUGUCCUCAAAGCUGCCUGGGAUGCUGCUGUUACAUUCACCUUCCAUCAUCAUUCUCAUGAGGAGCAACGGGGAAUAGCAUGAUCUUUGGUUUGGACUAUUUGAAUUUCAGUCUGUUCCUUCAGAAAAACAGUUAUUCAAGCAUCUACACCUGUUACCCUAAUUGGCAAUAUUAGGGUAGCUCUUUUCAAUGCCAUGUUGUAUGAGAAGAUGGUCUUUUCUGCAGGAUGUACUCCUGACAAACUUUGCAAAAACUCUGGGUCAGUCAUCUGGUCACAGAAUGAUUUGGGCCAUACAACAUGGAACUUGGGUAAAGCAGGUUUUUACAAAUCCUCCUUUUUUCCUUUAAAAGGAAGUUUAGACUUUUACCUUCCAG
This is a messenger RNA of Varanus komodoensis (Komodo dragon), 2557 nucleotides long. RefSeq names its product RAD54 like (gene RAD54L). The coding region runs from base 1 to 2265 and encodes 754 amino acids. The record is from RefSeq and is a predicted model, not a curated record. Gene Ontology annotation, molecular function: ATP binding; DNA translocase activity; ATP-dependent chromatin remodeler activity. Gene Ontology annotation, biological process: double-strand break repair via synthesis-dependent strand annealing; reciprocal meiotic recombination. The transcript has 18 exons. NCBI's taxonomy places the organism in Eukaryota, Metazoa, Chordata, Lepidosauria, Squamata, Varanidae. Gene Ontology annotation, cellular component: nucleus.